Messenger RNA from Gastrolobium bilobum, 1086 nucleotides. Its product is annotated as cyclin-D4-1-like. The transcript is spliced from 6 exons. Gene Ontology annotation, biological process: regulation of cyclin-dependent protein serine/threonine kinase activity; mitotic cell cycle phase transition. Gene Ontology annotation, molecular function: cyclin-dependent protein serine/threonine kinase regulator activity. The record is from RefSeq and is a predicted model, not a curated record. Lineage: Eukaryota; Viridiplantae; Streptophyta; Magnoliopsida; Fabales; Fabaceae. Gene Ontology annotation, cellular component: cyclin-dependent protein kinase holoenzyme complex; cytoplasm; nucleus. The coding region runs from base 1 to 1086 and encodes 361 amino acids.
AUGGAAGAGAGCAUUGACCCUGCAACCUCAAGCCUUCUGUGUCUGGAAAACGAAAACAUAUGCUUUGAUGAUUUGGAAUGCAGUGCCGCAGAUGGGUCUCCUUACUGGGACCACAAAAAUGUUAACUUUAACAAUCAAUGUCUGAGUAAUGACAACCUUGGAUCGGAACCUAUGGUGGGUUUUCUCGUACCGAGUGAUGAAACUGUUGAGCUUUUGGUUGAGAGGGAGAGAGAACAUUUGCCCCGAGAUGAUUACCUGAAGAGGCUGCGUAAUGGGGACUUGAACUUGAGUGUUCGGAGGGAUGCUGUUGAUUGGAUUUGGAAGGCUCAUGAAUAUUUUGGUUUUGGACCCUGUAGCUUUUUUCUAGCUGUGAACUACUUGGAUCGGUUCAUAUCAGUAUAUGAAUUGCAAAAGAAAGACAUAGGUUGGAGUAUGCAAUUGUUAGCUGUAGCAUGUUUGUUAAUUGCUGCUAAAGUGGAGGAGUGGAAAGUGCCUAAAGCUGUAGAUUUUCAGGAAGCUGUUGGAGAACCAAAUUUUGUAUUCGAAGCUAAAACCAUUAAGAGAAUGGAACUACAUGUAUUAAACACAUUGGGAUGGAAAAUGCAAGCUUUAACUCCAUUUUCCUUCCUAGACUACUUCCUUAGCAAGAUCACUUGUGAGCAGCAUCCAGCAAAGUCAUUCAUUUUAAGAUCAGUAGAGCUCGUGCUUAACAUAAUUAGAUGUAUUGAUUUCUUGGAAUUUAGGCCUUCUGAAAUUGCUGCAGCAGUGGCAAUUUCUGUUUCAAGGGAAUUGCAAGCAGGAGAGACUGAUAAGGCCUUAAAUUGUUUGGCCAUUGUAAAGAAGGAGAGAAUUUUGAAGUGUCUUGAACUGAUAAGAGAUUUGAACUUGAUCAAAGUUUCUGGUAAUUUGCAAAGCACCUUAGCACGAUUUGUACCCCAAAGCCCUGUUGGGGUGUUGGAUGCUGCAUGCUUGAGCUCUAGAAGUGAUGAAGUAAUGGUUGGAUCAUGUACAAAUUCUUCCCAUAAUAGUCGAAAUAUUAAGAAGAUCAAAUCAGAUGGAGCUUCUGAUGGGACUUUCAAGCCAUGA